UAUCAAUAGGAAAGUAUCCAAUUUCGUCAAUUCAUAGGCUCAUUGUUAUUGUUUAAGUGAUAUAGUUAUGGAUAGUGAUGCCCUAGCCCUGCAGGUCAACAUUCUAUUUUUCUUAAAUUCACUGAAGGCAUCGGGAGUGUACCAACCGUGGAUAGAAAGGGUAUUCGAAUUCAACACGAAUACCACGUUGGGAACUUUGGAUAUUAACAACCCAAUCGGUAACACUGAAAUACUGGACUACGACAUGUCAAGUAUAGUUCAAGUCACGAAAGAUGUCGACGGUAAUUUUAACGCAUGCAUCUAUAGCCUACCAGUAGAUUACUUCAAUGUGGAUAUGGAAUAUGUAGCGGAUAUCGGAAUCAAUAACGCAAUUCCAAUCUAUGGAAGUGGAGACAUCACCAUGGACAUAAAAAAUAUUGAACUAUCGAUGUGCUGGAUACUAACGAACGACAAAGAUUACAUAAAUGACAUAGAUAUCGAUAUAGUAUUUCGCCAUGGUCCCAUGUCUUUGAGUGGAUUUUUUAACAAUCAUCUGUUGGACCAGCCGAUAUCGAACGUGCUAACUACGGCCUACAGGUUUUUCGCCAUGUGGGCUUCGUACGAACCAACAUGUUCCAAAUGUGUUUUGAAUCCGUUGGUGAAGUUUCUCGCAAAUUACAUAAUAUAUCGCGUGGAAGACGACAAACUGGAAGUUGAUUGUACGUGUGCCAAAGAAAUCUUGGUCGACUUAAAAAAACAUCUACUCGCUACGGAAGAAAUAACCAAAGAUACUAUAUCCAACUACAUAACAACCAUGAUACUAGAAUAUAUUUAGAUUUCUUCUGUUUAAUAUUUAUUUAUUUAUUUAUUUGUAUUCGAAUUGUUAUAAAAUGUUUAAUCAAAUGUGAAGCUUUGAAAUUACUACUUUAUAUCAUUUGGUUCGAUUAUAUAAUUUUUUUUAACAAUAUCAGGGGCAAACAUGUUAAAUCUCAUCAAAAUUAAAUAAAAACUCAUUUCCGGUGAAUGCGCCGGGCUUUCCAAAUACCUGAAUAUAUGUGCGUUCUUAAUAAAUAUAUUAUGUA
Cylas formicarius (sweet potato weevil) is the source of this 1061-nucleotide messenger RNA. RefSeq lists its product as uncharacterized. The transcript is spliced from 6 exons. The record is from RefSeq and is a predicted model, not a curated record. The coding region runs from base 68 to 814 and encodes 248 amino acids. NCBI's taxonomy places the organism in Eukaryota, Metazoa, Arthropoda, Insecta, Coleoptera, Brentidae.